AUGCCGCAACUAAACCUCGACCCGUGAUUCUUAAUUCUCUCCUCCACAUGAUUAGCAUAUACUAUAGUCCUACAGCCAAAAAUUUCAUCUUAUAUAUCCGCAAAUAGUCCUGCCAACAAAGACAAUAAAAUAACUAACACAAACCCAUGAACCUGGCCAUGAACUUAA
Mauremys reevesii (Reeves's turtle) is the source of this 168-nucleotide messenger RNA. NCBI's taxonomy places the organism in Eukaryota, Metazoa, Chordata, Testudines, Geoemydidae. The record is from the annotation of a RefSeq genome assembly.